GUUUUUGCUAUAAUCCUAUCCUUGUUCUUUACAAAUUACAAUUAUGAAGUUGUUUCAAGCGUACCUGCAUUUACUCCUUUUUCUUUCAUUAACAACAACAUCAAUUGCAAUUCCAAAGUACGCCAAGCCAGAGUGCAGUGAUAGGUGCGGGAGCGUGACCAUUCCAUACCCUUUUGGAAUUGGUGAGCGUUGUUCUGUCAAUCCAUGGUACACCAUUGAUUGCAAAAACAACACAACGCCAUAUCUAUUUAAACUCAACAACCUUGAAGUCUUGGGUGUAAACCUAAGUAAUCUAACGGUCACUGUUAACACACCAAGGGUCUCUUACUGCCAAAAACCAGUUUGGAACAGCAGUGAGAUUAUGGGCGUCCAUCUUGAUGGAAGCCCCUUCGUGUUUUCCAGAUCUGGAAAUACGUUUGUUUUUGAGGGGUGUGGUAAUGCUAUUAUGAUGACGGAUAAUGGAAGUGUGCUAACCGGGUGUUCAACGACUUGUCGUAACGAUACACCUAUCGAGAGACACAACUGUUUUGGAAUCAGUUGUUGCCAAACCACAAUUCCUGGUCAUUUAAUGUCGUACAGCGUUAGCCUCACUAGCCAGGAAACACAAGGUGAAAAUGGAGGUUGUGGGUCGUCUGCCGCCUUGGUGGAUAAAACUUCAUAUGAUGAAGAAAGGUUUUCUGUCAGGGAUGCCCCUUCAAUUCCGGUAUCACUUGUGUGGACUCUAACACUCAAAGACACCGAUCAUGUAACUUGUUGUCAUAACCGAACCAUUAUCCAGCGCAAAGUGGUUCUUUUUAAUGAUACUGCAUUGGAUACUUGGAUUUGCUAUCAACCAUCAGUAGCAGACAACCCAUAUUUAGAAGAUGGGUGCGAGGACUCUGAUUGUAGAAACUGCACAAAUGGAGGAGGUUACUGUAACUAUGACUACAUAUAUGACGUUGAUGGUGCACUUUUCAGUCAGAGCUUCACUUGUGUUCCUGGUGAAAAACCGAACCAAAGCAAACCGACAUCGUCCCUGGGUGUAACUGUAGGUAUAAGUAUAUCCAUGACUGCUUUUCUUGUUACAAUUACCAUCUAUGCAUCAUACAAACUAAUCAAGAAAACAAUAACAAGAAGACGAAGAAAGAGUGUUUUUAAACGCAUUAAUGGUGGUCUACUUCUGAAGCAACAAGAAGAAGUUGACCCGUCUUUAGUUGAUAAAACCUUACUUUUCACAUCACGAGAGUUGGCAAAGGCCACUGACAACUUCAAUGAGAACAGAAUUCUCGGAAGAGGUGGCCAAGGUACAGUCUACAAAGGUAUGUUAACUAAUGGAAGGAUUGUGGCUGUCAAGAAAUCAAAGUUACUUGAUGAAAGCCAAUUAGAAGAAUUCAUUAAUGAGGUGGUCAUUCUUUCACAAGUCAAUCAUAGAAACGUGGUUAAGCUACUAGGGUGUUGCUUAGAGACAGAGGUUCCUCUUCUAGUUUCCGAGUACAUUUUAAAUGGGACCUUGUAUGAUCGUAUUCACGACCAAAGUCAUGAGUUCCCAUUAUCUUUAAACAUGAGAUUACAAAUUGCUACGGACGUUGCACAUGCUCUUGCUUACUUGCAUACAUCAACUUCUAUUCCAAUAUAUCAUAGGGACAUAAAAACCACUAAUAUACUUUUGGAUGAAAAGUAUAGAGCCAAAGUUUCCGACUUUGGAACUUCGAGGUUUGUAUCAAUUGAUCAAACUCACUUAACUACCUUAGUCAAAGGUACGUUAGGCUACCUAGAUCCCGAGUAUUUUCAAUCAAGCCAGAUCACUGAAAAAAGUGAUGUUUAUAGUUUUGGGGUUGUCUUAGUUGAACUGUUAACUGGAGAAAGGCCAAUUUCCCAAACUAGAUUUGGUGAAAAUAGAAGUUUGGCUACACACUUUAUGUUGGCUAUGGAAGAAGGGCGCGUUAUGUCUAUUUUAGAUGCAAUGGUGGUUAAAGAGGGUACUAUGGACGAACUUAUGAUUGUAGCUAACCUAGCAAUGCGAUGCUUAAAUCUGAAUGGGAGGUAUAGACCAACAAUGAAAGAAGUAGCUAUAGAGUUAGAAAGCAUACGAACAUCGCACAUUCCCACUACAAUUCAAACGAAUACCAGUCCUAUGGUCUAUGGAGAGGAAUUAUCAAUCCUAACUUAUGGUGAAUCAUCAUCUACAUUCUUGAGUUGCAAUGAUAUCAUUAGUCAAUAAUGCAUAAAGCUAUAGUAAAAAAAUUAUUUUGUGCGAUAAAUUUAUGUUGUCAUAUUAUUUAUGUUGUAUUGUUGCGGUUGUUGUAAUAAAAUUAUGUUUAUGUCAUCACAAACACUUUAAGAUCAGGAAA
Helianthus annuus (common sunflower) is the source of this 2330-nucleotide messenger RNA. Its product is annotated as wall-associated receptor kinase-like 2. Bases 44 to 2200 code for a protein of 718 amino acids. Gene Ontology annotation, biological process: protein phosphorylation; cell surface receptor signaling pathway. The transcript is spliced from 3 exons. Gene Ontology annotation, molecular function: polysaccharide binding; ATP binding; protein serine/threonine kinase activity. Lineage: Eukaryota; Viridiplantae; Streptophyta; Magnoliopsida; Asterales; Asteraceae. The record is from RefSeq and is a predicted model, not a curated record. Gene Ontology annotation, cellular component: plasma membrane.